GUUGACGAAUUUUGACAGAUAAUUAGAAAGCAGUAAACACGUGGAAGUGUUUUCAUAAAAUGAGUCUUUAUAUUCUGACUAGAUCAGCUAAGAUUUCGACUUUUUUCACAAGAAUGAUUGAACAAGAAAAAGAUAAAAAGGCUCUCAGAGCUAAAUCACAGAAGGAAAGGUUUCAAUAUGGAGUUCAAAAUGAAUACCAUACAGGUGACAACUUCAGAAGGAAUUCAGAUUGGACACCUGACUAACAGUAACAACAAUGCCUAUACCUCUGGUAUGAUGAGUGACGAUAUCAGUGAACCCAGUUCUCCAGAGAGUUCAUUUGAUGCCAACGACUUAUACAGUAAUGCUGUUGCUGAUGAUGUUACAGCACAGUUGGCUGCUGCAGGGCCUAUUGGUGUAGCAGCAGCUGCUGCCAUUGCCUCAGCCCGGAAGAGGAAACAUCCACAUCACUUUGAGACAAAUCCCUCAAAACGUAAACGACAACAGACCAGACUUCUCAGGAAGUUGAAGGCAACCAUAGAAGAAUACACAACCCGAGUUGGACAACAGGCCAUUGUGUUGUGCUGUACUCCUGGUAAAAUGUCACAAUCUGUUCAUGCAUAUAAAGUUUUUGGAUCACAACCUCUUGAGAGUGUGAUAAGAAACAAUAAACCACUGAUUCUUCAGGAUUUGGAGACAUCUUUAGCAGAACAAGCUCCACCAAGUCAAACAGAUAAUUCUGGUUUGCAUGAGUUACCUCCCCUGGUGAUUGAUGGUAUUCCUACACCAGUAGAUAAAAUGACACAAGCCCAGCUGAGGAAUUUUAUCCCAGAAAUGUUAAAAUACUCAACAGGUCGUAGUAAGCCAGGCUGGGGAAAAGAAGAAUGCAGACCACCUUGGUGGCCUUCUGAUUUGCCAUGGGCUAAUGUCAGAAGUGAUGCUCGCACAGACGAGGAUAAAAAACGGGUAUCAUGGACUGAAGCUUUAAGAACAAUUGUUAAGAACUGUUACAAACAUCAUGGAAGAGACGAUCUUUUACAUGUGUUUCAAGACGAUAAUCAAAGUAGUGCUAAUCAGACGCACCAUGUUCACCAUCAGCCACAGAACUUUGGUGGAACAAUGGUACAGACCAUAAACAAUCCUGACGGUACAGUGUCGAUUAUACAGAUAGAUGCAGCACCACAGUCAAUCGUCACUUUACCAGACGGCACACAAGCCACUGUUGUACAGUGUAUAAAUACACCUCAACAUGAGGCAACACAAGCAGUACAGACAUUGGCUGAAUCCUCAUCCAAUCAAAAUACAGAUAUGUCACAGUCAUUUAACAGUCAGAUUGGUACUGUAAGUCUAGAUAUGGGUGGUGAUAAUCCUUCACAAAUGGCAGCUCUUCCAAUCAACCAGAAUGGUCAAAUCGUAUUUACAAAUGAUGGACAGAUAGGAGGAAUAGUAACUAUUCCUGUAUCCAUGUACCAGUCAAUGACUGGGACGUUAACGGCCAUUGAUCCCUCACAGCUGUCUCAAUCAACACCCCAACUCACACCACAACAAAUACAACAUAUACAACAACAGCUGCAGCCUCAUCUUGCACAACACCUUGGUCAGAUAACCAUGGUUUCGGCACCUAGUGAAACCUCUCCUAUGGACAUUAAACCACAAACAUCAUCAGUACCUGAUGCCACACAGGCUGUAGAAGUCAUGACUGUUGAUCAGCCACAGUGAAUCUUGUUGUUUUGGUGCAUAAUUAUAACUUUAUGUUUUUAAAUUGUUGUUUUUGGCUUUGACAAAAAAUGCUGUGUUCCCAGUUACAGAGACGAGUUAAUUUUUACUUUGUAAGACUUUGUUUUGUAUGUUACACCUGAAAAUAUUUCUAUUUUGAAUUAAGAAAUAAUUCAUGGAAGCCAUAGAUUUGUUGGAAAUUUACACAUGGCCUGGGCCGUGAUAUUCGAAUUUUAUCCUGAGCGUUAGCGAGGGAUAAAAUUAACGAAUAUCACGGCCCAGGCCAUGUGUAAAUUUACAACAAAUCUAUGGCUUGCAUGAAUUAUUUCGAUUCUAAUAGGACAAAUACGGUCAUUAAAAAACUGAAGCGAGGGUGGGUAUGCUGUGUGUGUGGCUGUUCUUUUUUACUCCCUGUUAGAUAAAGCUAAAACAUUCUAAUAAAUCUGUAGCUUGCAUGAAUUAUUUCGUAAACAACCACUAGAAAAAUGUCCUAAAUUCUUUUAAUUCUCAAACCCAACAUUUGCAUGUUUUUCUCGUAAGCUACCGUCAAAUCCAAAGUUGACAUUUCGUAACUAAGGAGCCGCCAUGUUGACUUGCUGAAAUCAGUAAAUAUGCGAAUAAUGCAAUAAAAUAGAAAAUAAAACAACACCUACCUCAAAAAUCCAUUUUAAUGGAAUAUUAUACGAAUUUCGAUGGUUCACGUAACGGAAAAACCUUCAGCUUUAGUGUUUUCAUUUGUAUGACGUCAUGUUUUGAAAUGACUUAAAUGCGCCAAAAGCAUUAAUGGACUUUCGCGGAAUUUUAUUUUAUUUUGAUUUUGUAGAUUUCUCUGAGCUCUUGUGCAUUAAUUCUUUUUGUUAUGCAUCCGAAUAAGAAUAAAAGUUCUGUAGUCUUUUUUCAAUUGCAAUUUUAAAAAAAAUAAAAUCGGCAUUGCGUUUGCAAAUAGGUUCCAAUACAUGUGGAUUUACGAGGGAGGUAUAUUGUAACAUCCAUUAUUAUAUAUAUCUCUGAGUCUGCGCUAAGUAUAGAUAUAUCGAGAAUUUUAUCAUGGUGUUGUUUACAAAGCGAAAGAAGCACGUCAUAUUAGAAUAGAAGACAGUGAACAUAUAGAAUUCAUUGAAAAUAUUUGUUAAAAGGUAGCAAUAUCUUAAAUUCAAGCACCAGUGUCUGUAUUUAGGUUUUAUAAGAGCUAUCUUGAUUUAGUCUUGAAACAAUAAGGUUUAAAGUAAACAGUGCAUUCUCGCUUUGGUAGGGUUUAUGUUGCUCAAUCUUUAGUUUUCAGAGUAUUGUUUUGUAAGCUUGUUUUUAUACGCCCAUUUAUGGGACGUGUUAUGGUAUACCGUUGUCUGUCUGUUUGCCGUCCUUUGUCAACAUGUCGGACAAUAACUCAAAAAUGCUUUCACCAUUUUUCAUGAAACUUAGGUGAAUUGUUUAUAUCUAUUCAGUAUUGACAUUAUUUUCAUUAUGCUUUUUAAUUUUUUUAGAAGGUAAAGAACUUACAUUAUUUUUAAUGUCAAUGAAGUUUUGUUGAGGGUCCCAACCAUUUAUGUAAUAUCCUUUAUGGACACAAUUGAAAACAUUUUUUCUGCCAGAAAAAAAAUCAAAACAAAUGACCAGAUAUUGCUAUAAAAAUGUUCCUGGAAACACAGCACUUUUUCCUUGGCCUUAAUUGUAUUAUACUGGUAAUUUAUGUGCGAUAUGAAAUAAUACGAUAUAAUGUCACAAUUUUUAUUGGAAAUGCUAUUAAUUUUAUAUAAAAAAUUGUAAAUAAAUAUGAUUUAAAUGUA
Molecule: messenger RNA, 3482 nt
Organism: Mytilus californianus (California mussel)
Lineage: Eukaryota; Metazoa; Mollusca; Bivalvia; Mytilida; Mytilidae
Product: DNA-binding protein P3A2-like
Exons: 9
Coding region: 178-1698 (506 amino acids)
Biological process (GO): regulation of transcription by RNA polymerase II
Cellular component (GO): nucleus
Molecular function (GO): RNA polymerase II cis-regulatory region sequence-specific DNA binding; DNA-binding transcription factor activity, RNA polymerase II-specific
Source: RefSeq, a predicted model, not a curated record